GUGACGUGGGUGCGCAAUGGCCUCUAACGACAGCGUGGCUAACAAACAUGCAGAAACUUAUUUCCUCAAGUAUACAGUGAAUCAACUAUGCAAAAAUAAUAUCGUGUUGAAUAGGCACUACGAAGAGGAAUUGUUAGAUCUAAAGAAAUCUGCACCCGAUGGAGAUCACGAUGGGUCGACGAAUUGCCAUCAGAUAGAUACAUGCAGAGAAAAAAUUGAACGACUCUCUACCAACUCAAAACUGUUGAAUUUUGCGACAUCCGAAAUCCAGUUACUCAAACACGUGCAGGAGUAUAUGGAACUUCUGGAAAUCUGUAUUGACAAGACCGAGUUGCGCUACAACCGCCUAAAAGAAGAACAUGACUGGCUAGAAGAAGAGUUGGAACAUUUUGAGAGAUUGUGCGAAAAGGAGUCACAAAAAUGUGAAGUUCUGAAGAAGAAGAUUGCCCAUUCUGCUUUUAUAUAUAACCAGCGUCGAAGCUGGAAUGAUCAUUGUUUGCCCGUGGAAUUAUGUGGUCUUCCGAGAGAGGUCACGUCAGAGCAGGGUCACUGCAAUCAGAUUGAGAAGACCCUCACUCACAUGAGACCGAAGCUCCCUGAACUUAAUCACAUUCGGUCCGAUUUUUCCGAUCUCCUUCGAAAUGCUAAUUUUGAUGAUGACAGACUUGUGAGUGUUGUCAACGACAAUGACGAUCAAUUGAAUACUCAAUCUGGUAAGAUUCCCGACUGUUGUAUACAAAAGCAUGAUAUGAUUGGGAUUACUGAAAUUCACCCAACGAUGGCGUUACAUAACAAUUCAAAUGAAAACGCAUCGAACAGCACAAAGCUUUCACUCACACAGCUGAAAAGCUUGAUGCUUGGGGACAAUAGCAAAGAAUCGAAGAGAGCGGCGAAAUGUGAUGUGACGUCAACCAAAUCGAAGCCAAAAGUACUGACGUUGAGAGAAAAGAGUUCGAGACCCUCAAGCGACACUGGUUCUGAUUGGAAGGUGAGCGAGUUACAAAAGGAUGUCAUGAAUCAGUGCAUGAAGAUUCUGAAAACCUUAAUACCGGAGUGUCAGUCUCCCAAAGGUGAAGAGCGGGAGGAAACACUGGUUGAACUAAUCGAAGCUUUUGUCCGUCACUCAUGUCGCACAAACAGACUCGGCGAUUUUAUCCAGCUUAUCCAUCAAUUCAAUCAUAAGGAAUCUCGUAGCCCUGGCAUAUGCCUCUGUUGGCUCGCGAUAACUGGACUAAAAAACUAUGAAAAGGAACUGCGAAAAGGCAAGCCAACAGUGACUAAACGUUCAGCUAUGCGAACAAAACCAGACAAGCCAAAGCCAAUCGCAGCUGAACCAGACAGUGUACCGGAUAAGGAGGUAUACCGAAACGUAGUGGCCGAUCUCUGUCGUCUCUUAAACCUGUUGGCAUUCUUAUACAAAUCAAGGAAUGACCUGACUAAAUCCGCCGAAUGUUUUAAGGAACUGCUGAAAAUACGACGUAUUACCCAAAGUUGGAGGGACAUAUCGGUCGCAAUAGCCCUACAGAACCUUUCAUCAGUUCAGACUGCUUUGAAAGAUUUCAGCUUAGCUAUUACGAAUGCACGAAAAGCGUUGCAACUCCGUCGCGAUUUGCUUGCAAAUGACCCGACAUUGAUCGAUCAAACAGGGGCUCAACUGGGGAUGGCCAAACAAAUGACCUACCUCGCACUUUUGAUAAUGAAUAAACAGCAAACGGAGCAACGAAGACUACGCUACCAACGUUUCCCUUUCAAAGACGCGGCUGAUCUUCCGGGGUUGUUGAAUGAGGCGAUUGGAAUUGUGACAAACCUAACUGAGGUCUACACCAAUAGUUUGGGCUUAAUCAAUGACGACUGGGAUGUGAGCAAUGCCGAUGCGAAACCGUCCAACGUGGGUGACAGCGAAGAUAACAGCCCGGAACCACAACAGUUCAGAUUAAAUUCGACUGAUGAGUGCUCAAUGAUCGCACGAAACGCACUGGCUAUUUACCAUAUAUGUACAAAGAAAUGGAAUAAGGCAUUCCGUCUGUUAAUGAACAAUUUGCAACACAUGGACCAAGUUCUUCCUGAUGAGAGGUUGGAUCAAGUGACCAAGUCGCAUCGAUUGGCAACAAAGACAAUAAAACUGACCUGCCUAAAGUGUCUUGUUUACGUCUGCAAAAUGCUUGACGACUGUCCUUUGCAAGAGGACAUGAUUUGUCGUAUUGCCAAACUGGAUCGAUAUUAUCGCAGAGGUGACGAACUGGUGGAAGAUGACAUGAUACGAAUGUGCCUUCAAUCAUUGGUAAAUUACGUUUAAAUGAUUUGUCGUAUUGCCAAACUGGAUCGAUAUUAUCGCAGAGGUGACGAACUGGUGGAAGAUGACAUGAUACGAAUGUGCCUUCAAUCAUUGGUAAAUUACGUUUAAGGUUUCGGUUUUUCACCCGAAAGUCUAUAGUCGUGUGAUUUGGGGCUGUACUGCGGUAUUUGAUUUGUAACAUUUAUUUACUGAUGUAGUUUUAUUU
Messenger RNA from Opisthorchis viverrini, 2501 nucleotides. RefSeq lists its product as hypothetical. The record is from RefSeq and is a predicted model, not a curated record. The coding region runs from base 17 to 2296 and encodes 759 amino acids. Lineage: Eukaryota; Metazoa; Platyhelminthes; Trematoda; Opisthorchiida; Opisthorchiidae. Gene Ontology annotation, molecular function: protein binding. The transcript is spliced from 2 exons.